Molecule: messenger RNA, 1607 nt
Organism: Tympanuchus pallidicinctus (lesser prairie-chicken)
Lineage: Eukaryota; Metazoa; Chordata; Aves; Galliformes; Phasianidae
Product: histone H1.10
Exons: 1
Coding region: 13-672 (219 amino acids)
Biological process (GO): nucleosome assembly
Cellular component (GO): nucleosome
Molecular function (GO): DNA binding; structural constituent of chromatin
Source: RefSeq, a predicted model, not a curated record
GUCUCUGCCGCGAUGUCGGAGACCGCUCCCGCCGCCGCUCCCGCUGUCGCGGCCCCCGCCGCCAAGGCGGCCGCCAAGAAGCCGAAGAAGGCGGCGGGCGGCGCCAAAGCCCGCAAGCCCGCGGGCCCCAGCGUCACCGAGCUGAUCACCAAGGCCGUGUCCGCCUCCAAGGAGCGCAAGGGGCUCUCCCUCGCCGCGCUCAAGAAGGCGCUGGCCGCCGGCGGCUACGACGUGGAGAAGAACAACAGCCGCAUCAAGCUGGGGCUCAAGAGCCUCGUCAGCAAGGGCACCCUGGUGCAGACCAAGGGCACCGGCGCCUCCGGCUCGUUCCGCCUCAGCAAGAAGCCGGGAGAGGCGAAGGAGAAGGCUCCUAGGAAGAGAACGCCCGCGGCCAAGCCCAAGAAACCGGCGGCGAAGAAGCCUGCCAGCGCAGCCAAAAAGCCCAAGAAGGCGGCGGCGAAGAAGAGCCCCAAGAAAGCCAAGAAGCCGGCGGCUGCUGCCACCAAGAAGGCGGCCAAGAGCCCGAAGAAGGUGACCAAGGCUGCCAAGCCCAAAAAGGCGGCGACUGCCAAGAGCCCGGCCAAGGCAAAGGCGGUGAAGCCCAAAGCUGCCAAAUCCAAGGCGGCCAAACCGAAGGCAGCCAAGGGAAAGAAGGCGGCGGCCAAGAAGUGAAGUAUUGAUGUGGAAAUACUUAAACCCAACGGCUCUUUUAAGAGCCACCCACCACUGUCCGAAAAAGAGCUGAGACACUCGGACAGUGAGCUCCAUGCCUGCAGCGAAGCUCUCGAUUCGCCAUUUUUUACUCGCGAUCAGAUGGGAUGCUCGCCUGCAGAAAUAGCAGGACUCUGAGCUGCGGAACGUGGUUAGCAUAGGGCUGGAAAAAAUAAAGUUUGCGCUCCCUGGAGAGAGGGGGGAGAAAGGAAAAAAAGCAACCUCUCUUCGGGCUGCCUUUGAGCAACGCAGGACAGAGGUGCGUGUGUUAAAGGGAUUGCUGGGGUGGGUAUCGCUCUGGGGCAUGCAGGUCUCUCUCGGUGCUUUAACUCAGACAAUGCGGUCCCUAACAGUCUGCGCGCUACCGCCACGCCUCUUAGGGACAGGCGCUGCCAACUCUCCGGCACGGCUCCUCCGCGUCCUUGGCAAUGACCUUUCCUCUCAGCGGGGGACUUUUUAAAUUCCUGCACAGCUUCACCAAACUGCUGUUAGAGCCGCAGGGAGAGGGCCGGAAUAGGCAGCGCGCCCGCCACCUCCCCCUCUCUCCCACCGCCGGGCGCGGCGCUCACGCAGCUCACCGGGGCCGCUGCCGGACGGACGCAGAGCGGCGCGGGGCUGCCUGGGAGGCCCGGCUCUGCCUGAAGCCCGUUCUGAUUGGGUGAUGGGAGAAACCGCGGCCGCUUAUUGGACGACUGGAAAGAUUCAAAAAGCCCGCGCUGCGAAAUCGGCUGGGAGCGCUGCCGCCGGACAGCUCCGCUCCGAAAGCGUCUGUUACAGCGCGCCCUCGCUCGUAUCGUUGUUCUCAGAUCUGCAGGGGUAAUCGUUCUCCUCUCAAAGCCAAAAUUUCAGCUCAGAGACACGGUAAGACCGAUUACGCAAAAAAAAUUAUUUGUUUA